This is a messenger RNA of Theobroma cacao (cacao), 1716 nucleotides long. RefSeq names its product quinolinate phoshoribosyltransferase (gene QPT). Gene Ontology annotation, cellular component: cytoplasm. Gene Ontology annotation, biological process: quinolinate catabolic process; NAD+ biosynthetic process. The record is from RefSeq and is a predicted model, not a curated record. Lineage: Eukaryota; Viridiplantae; Streptophyta; Magnoliopsida; Malvales; Malvaceae. Gene Ontology annotation, molecular function: nicotinate-nucleotide diphosphorylase (carboxylating) activity.
AAAAAAAAAAAAAUCAAACUGAGGGCUUAAAACAAAAGUGGGGAAAGAUCUAUGUGUGACAGGUUUAUCUUCAGGUAUUGAAAGGAAGGAUAUUGGGUAUUCCAUUAAUCAAUCAGGUAAGUUUUCUGAUGCUUCUGGGCUGUUACUGGGAGGUAACUGUUAGUAGGUGAUAGUAGAAAGCUCACUAGACUGUAAGACCUUAACACACAAGGAGUCCAAGCCUGGAAUGUUUUCUAUUUCCUCAAUAGUUUUGCCUCGUUGGUGCACAACUUCAAGCUGUAGGCAUAUUGUUAGAAUGGCUGCUGUUCACACUACAAUUGCUGGAUUAUCAUUCGAAGCUGUGGCAAUAAAGCCUCCUUCACACCCUACAUAUGAUUUAGAGGGCAUCAUUAAGCUUGCCCUUGCUGAAGAUGCUGGUGGUCGAGGGGAUGUGACUAGUAUGGCCACUAUUCCAUUUGACAUGGAAGUUGAAGCCCAUUUUCUGGCUAAGGAUGAUGGUAUCAUUGCUGGAAUUGUGCUUGCAGAGAUGGUUUUUCAAGAGGUUGAUCCUUCUUUGAAGGUGAAGUGGUCUCGAAAGGAUGGAGAUUAUGUCCAGAAGGGGCUGCAGUUUGGAAAAGUUUAUGGAAGGGCACAUAGCAUUGUCGUAGCUGAAAGAAUAGCUCUGAACUUUAUGCAGCGGAUGAGUGGUAUAGCGACACUAACUAAGGCAAUGGCUGAUGCUGCACACCCUGCAUACAUCUUAGAGACAAGAAAAACUGCUCCAGGCUUACGUUUGGUGGACAAGUGGGCGGUUCUAAUUGGUGGAGGAAGGAAUCAUAGACUGGGUUUAUUUGAUAUGGUGUUGAUAAAGGAUAAUCAUAUAUCAAUAGCUGGAGGAAUCAGUAAUGCCCUUAGAUCUGUUGACCGGUAUUUAGAGCAAGAAAAUCUUCAAAUGGAGGUUGAGGUUGAGACCCGGACUCAUGAGGAAGUAAAGGAGGUAUUGCAGUAUGCAUCUCAAACGAAGACUUCCUUGACCCGGAUAAUGUUGGAUAAUAUGGUUGUUCCUCUUCCAAAUGGUGAUGUUGAUGUGUCUAUGCUUAAAGAAGCUGUGGAGCUAAUAAAUGGGAAAUUUGAGACGGAGGCAUCUGGAAAUGUUACUUUUGAAACUGUACAUAAAAUUGGACAAACUGGAGUUACCUACAUAUCCAGGAUAUGCCACUGCUUUCUUUGGCACCAUACGGGAGCCAUGUCUCUUCAGGCAGGUACAGAGGUUGAGAAUUACAUGCCACACAAUGAUCUCUGUGGUUUUCAGUGCUCAAAUCAAGGUUUUCUAGUUGUCUUUAGUAAAAAUGGUGCACUCACGCAUUCUGUGAAAGCACUUGAUAUAUCCCUCAAAAUUGAUACUGAGUUGGCUCUGGAAGUUGGAAGGCGAACAAAACGGGCAUGAUCAUUUAUAUUUCCUUUUUUAUUGAGCAAUAAGAGAACUCUUUCCCAGACUAUAUAAAGACAGAAAGAGCAUGUUUGUUCUUUCCUUGCUCUAAUAGUGGUUUAAAGAAUUGACAGACAAUAAAUUGCUGUUUUAUAAAAGAUAUGAGUAGAAUUAUAUGCAUUGACAAAAUUCUAGCUCUUUUGGAAUUUAUUCUGCUGACAAUCUGGCUGUCUUGGAAUUUCCGCAACCUGAUUGUGAAGGUCCUUGUCAAGAGAAAUGAAAAGGUCCUUAGGGAUGAAUUCACUGUG